This is a messenger RNA of Candida dubliniensis CD36, 1338 nucleotides long. RefSeq names its product COMPASS subunit protein (gene SWD1). The record is from RefSeq and is a predicted model, not a curated record. The transcript has a single exon. The coding region runs from base 1 to 1338 and encodes 445 amino acids. Lineage: Eukaryota; Fungi; Ascomycota; Pichiomycetes; Serinales; Debaryomycetaceae. Gene Ontology annotation, cellular component: Set1C/COMPASS complex. Gene Ontology annotation, molecular function: protein binding.
AUGAAUUUAUCUCUACAAGAUCCAUUCUCGGUGGCUAAAGAAUUUCCUGAAACAUUAACCAAUACCUUAAAUUAUGGUCAUUCAGUGGCCAUCCAAUUCAACCACAAGGGUGAUUAUUUAGCAUCGGGCUUAUCUGAUGGAUCAAUAGUGAUAUACGAGAUGGUAUCUAGUGGGGUAAUAGCACAUCUAAACCAAUACUGUCAUAUAAGGCCUAUUACUUCAAUUACGUGGUCCAAGUGUGGAAGGUAUUUAUUGACGUCUUCACAGGAUUGGUGGGUCAAGCUAUGGGAUUUAAGCAAAGUGAAUACAGAUAUUGAUGAUUCACCAGUUAUUCGGCAAGUCAAAUUUGAUGGACCAAUAUGGCUGGCUUGUAUGCAUCCCACGAACCCGUUUAUUUUCACUGCUUCAUUAUUUGAAGAUUCACCAGUUUAUGUAGAUUUCACAAUAAAGGAUCAACCACCUCAAAUUACUACAUUAACAACGACACCUUUAGAAAUGAAUGAACCUACAGAAGGUGAUGAUGAAGAAGAAGUUGCAAGGAAAAAAAGAAAAAAGAUGGAAAAACACAUGACAUUGGUGCUGAUAUUCACUCAUGAGGGUAAUUAUAUUUUCACUGGCACCAGUAAAGGAUGGUUAAAUAUAUUUGAUACUACAACAUCAACAAGGGAGUUGAAAUUGGUCCGUUCAAUAAAAUUAGCCAACUCAAACAUAAAAAACUUAAUGAUAUCUCAAAAUGGAAGAAAAUUAGCAGUCAAUUCGUCAGAUCGAAUAAUACGACAGAUUGACCUACCGGAUUUGAUAAAUGUGGAAGAUUCCAACGAAUGGGAUUUUGAAAUUGAUCAUAAAUAUCAAGAUGUGGUGAAUCGAUUACAAUGGAAUUCAGUGUCAUUCAAUCACAACGCAGAGUUUCUUGUUGCAUCAACCCAUGGCCAAUCCUCGCAUGAUCUAUAUCUUUGGGAAACGUCCAUGGCGUCAUUGGUGAAAAUCCUAGAAGGGUCGAAUGAAGAAUUGGUUGACGUCAAAUGGAAUUAUUCUCGUUGCACAAUAGGAUCAAUUGGAUUAGAUAGUGGAAUAAUAUACCUUUGGUCAGUACAAUUUCCUCAAAAAUGGAGUGCAUUGGCACCUGACUUUGUUGAGAUUGAAGAGAAUAUUGAGUAUUUAGAAAAGGAAGAUGAGUUUGAUAUUAUAGAUGAAGAUGAGCUACAUAAGAAGCGAUUGGAAGAGGAGGAUUAUGUUGCUGAUGUGUUAAAAAUGGACACAACUGACGCUCGAGGAUUCGAUAUAACCCAGGAUUCAUUUAUUAUCCCCAUUAAUUAUGAAAAGAAUUUCUACGAUUGA